Messenger RNA from Nicotiana tabacum (common tobacco), 3198 nucleotides. NCBI's taxonomy places the organism in Eukaryota, Viridiplantae, Streptophyta, Magnoliopsida, Solanales, Solanaceae. The record is from RefSeq and is a predicted model, not a curated record.
UGAUACUCCAACUUCUAUUCUUUCUGUCACAUGCUUCAACUCAUAUAUUCACUGCUUCAAGUUUUAUACUCUUUGUUUCAAGCUGUAUAUUCAUUGCUUUAAGUUGCAUAUUCUUUGUUUCAAGUUGUAUAUUCUUCAUCGCAUGCUUAAAGUAGUCUAUUCUUUGUCAUCCGCUUCAAGCAGUAUAUUUUGUUAUGCGCUUCAAGCGGUAUAUUAUUGUUAUGCGCUUCAAGCAGUAUAUUCUUGUUGUGCAUUUCAAGCGGUAUAUUCUUUGUCAUAUGCUUUAAGUGGUAUAUUCUCUGUCAUCUGUAUCAGGCGGCGUAUUCUCUGUCAUGCUCAUGUUGUAUAUGCUCCCCACAUAUCUAAGUUGUAUAUUCUUGUUUAUCCUAAAAAAUGGAGAAAAAUUAAAUUUAUUAGUGGUUUUAAGGAUACGUGGAUUUAUUCAAUACAAACGGUAAAGAAUGCUAGAAUAAACAGAUAAGAGAUGUAAUAAAUUAUCAUACCUCUUGAAAAUAAAGGGGGGUGAUUCUGGACUCGAGGGCAACCUCAAUGAAUAAUCAGACCCCCCUUUAUAUAGUAAGGGAGUCCUACUCUAGGUACAAUUCUAUAAAAGGCAAAAAAUCUUCCGUUUAACUAAUCAUCGAAUUUCCGCCGGUACGUGCCAAGAUCCACGUCGCGAUACCCAGCUGGUCAGGGAUAUCACGACCUCCCGUUAAUCAUGUUCGGUUGCCCAAUAAUGCUCUCUGAAUUCUUUUAAGAUUUGGACCGAUACCAGGGUCACGGCCCCGAUAUUCUUGAGGGCGGGCAUCGUGCUCCCAGAACCUGUGUCAAUGAGUCCCUUACCUCGAUUUCGGCUCCUUGUCAUCACGUCCCUUACUCAAUUUAUUUUAUCAAAAAUCGGGCUGUUUUAUGAGUCCGAUUUCACCCGUAUACAGAUAGUCCCCUCGUUUCUCGGAGAGUAAGUUUUACGGAAACGACGAGGAAUGACAUGAGUUCUUCGAUCUCUUCUCCAACACGCUGCGACACGAAAUGAUAAAGAAACCGCAAUGUCCCAUCAGAAGCGUCAUAAUGACCCCCAACGCGUAUCAGUCGUCAGCAGGCCACUCCUGGAUGUGAAACAGCGCGAAUCCCCUAUAAAUACCUCUUCUUUCAUUCAUCUUUUACUUUUGACCAAGCUUCUACCUUCGAUCCUUCAAGAUAUCAUUGCCUUCCUUCAUUCUUCAAUAUUCUUACCUUCGUUCUUCAAAUUGCAACCUUUCUUUUACCCCUCACUUAAGCCAGUGUUCUUGAUUUUCUUAGCAAGUUCUCACCCUUCAUCUUCUCAUUCUCCUUCAUACCUUCAAACCUUUUUAUCAAGAUAAAAAAAAUGGCAAAGAUUUCCAAGACCGUUCCCCAGAAAGAUUCUCCUUCUUCUACGCAGCCGACCACUGAGGUCAAGGAGACCCCGCUCCUGAUGUGGUCAUCCUCGAGAGGUCCGCUCCGAGCGUGGCCACUGAUGAAUCGGUAGCUGAGCCCCUCUUGAAAAUGUUUGGGGGGGGGGGGGGUGUUCGGUUAAUGAUGAAUUUAAGGUCGAAAAGCCCUCUUCGAUUCAAGGCCGAUGCGAGGUGGUGUCACUGUACAUCUGCUCCAUUACUAAGGCCGUUCUUCCUGCAGUUCAAAAAGACUGUGACUGGGUGGAUAAGGAUGUAGUGAUUCUCGGGCCCGAUGACGAUAUCACUACCCAUGUUGAAGGAUAUAUGAGUAUUUACACUUAUCUCUUUUACAUUGGGCCCGGUGUACCCGGUCAUCUUGGACUUUUGUAGGAGGUACGACGUAUGCAUCUGCCAAAUCCACCCAUCGCUGUGGAGGAUUGUGAUCCUCCUCUGAUUCUUUGUGAACAAAAUCGAUUCAUGUACUGUUCACCAUCGAUCAUCUACUCUGCUUGUACAGUCCCCGAAUCUUACGGGAGGGAAUGAUAAAGCUUGUACGCUGGGCCAGCAAAGCCCCAUUUUCAAGUAUCGACGAGGACCAGAAUUGGGGUUGGCAAGGAUGCUUUAUCCAGGUGAGGACCUCCGACCUGAUACCUGCCCAGUGGAGGCCACUCCCCGAGAAGUACAACGUAUCACGUAACUAUAACUCUUAUAAAACAUUGAUUUUAUGUUUUAUCUUCACUUUUCUAAUUGGUGUUUGUUGUGGAGCAACCCUCGCUCGAGUCCUAAAUGCCAUUACUCGGCUCAAGGAGUGGAUCAGAGGCAUUUGUUCGCAGAUUCCUUAUGCCGAAUGCUCAUGGCACGAGCUCUCGAAGAGCCGCUGGGAGGCCCAUUCUCACGGCUUGCCUAAGACCAUCGAGCUUAGGCCCUUGGUAAGAGGUGAGUACCUGCCCGAUGAUCGUUCUGCUUCGGGGCAGCCCAGAGCCAUAGCAGGAGAGAAGAAAAGGAGGAGGGCCCCGAGUUCCCCUAGCUCAAAGAAGAAGAAACCAAGGAGAAGGUUGGCUCGUAAGCCAAAGGAAAGGUCCAGCUCCCGAGUGCCUGAUUCAAACUCACUCUUCUGGUUCAGGGACGAGCCCGAGGAGGACUAUCUUUUGUGGCCCGCGAGCCGUCCGUUCCCGAGGAACAGAUGGCAACCAAGGGGGAAACAAUGGAGGCUAAUCCCCCUCAAGUUCAUGAGGCUGGUACAUAGGCGAGGGUCGAGACCUCUCGAAUCGUGGGCUUCGCCCAGUGUUAUAGAAAUUUUAGGAUCGCUCUCAUUCACAGAACCCAUGUUCGAUGAAGCCCGAGUGAUGAAGGAGCAAUCCAAUGAAGUGGCUCAUGGAGCGGACGAUCCCCUUUGAUGCUUCUUUGAUGGUAUAGACUCAACCGCCCUAGAAGACUUCUUCGGGUUGAUGAAUGCACAGUCUUUCGCUCAGUCUUUGAUGAGUGCACAGCCAUCUGGGCCCAGUCAGGGCAACAGGGGACCCCACCAACAUGGUCGACCUGGAGGGAGAUUCCAGCACUAGCGGAGGCCCCCAUGCCCUAAAUGUGGAAGGAUGAAUUUUGGGGUCUGCCUCAUGGACCUACAUAUAUGCUACGGGUGCGAUAUGAGGGGUCACAUUCAGAGGGACCGUUGCUCGUCCCGCCGGAUCAUGGGAAAAGGUGCGGCGCAACCAGCUAGUUCUGCAGCUACUACAUCCACAACACAUCCUUCAGCUCGAGGCACCCCAGCACCCGCAGGGCAUGGUGC